Papaver somniferum (opium poppy) is the source of this 1619-nucleotide messenger RNA. RefSeq lists its product as uncharacterized. Bases 287 to 1264 code for a protein of 325 amino acids. The transcript has 6 exons. The record is from RefSeq and is a predicted model, not a curated record. Lineage: Eukaryota; Viridiplantae; Streptophyta; Magnoliopsida; Ranunculales; Papaveraceae.
UUUUAAGUCAAUGAGUUGGGCCAUCUGUGUGGCUAGAGAAAUUCUACGGUUGUUUGGCCGGAGAUACAUACGACAUAUGCGCAACAUCGUAUCUGUCGAGAUAUUCUGCUGUACAAAUUUCAUCUGUUAACCCUCUAAUUUCACCAUAUUCAUCACUUCUAAUCAGAGAUUCGAGUUGUUUCUGAGAACCCGUUGUAGUGGAAUGUAUGAUCACUACAUAUACACCCCUAAAUCACCGAAGUAAUAUCAGCUUACGCACUCUUCUUCUUGUUUUUUAGAAGAAAAAAUGGCGGACAAAUCAAGUAGAAGUCUGAUAAUAUAUGGUGAUGGAUGUGUUAAGCAUAUCUCAUCAUCACACGUUCAUCUUCAUCAUCUCGUUUCUCGAGGUUGCUCUGGAUUCUUAUCUCUCGCUCAAUCCCCUAAUGCAGUUUUCGUGAUGGAUUUCAAAUUCAAACACCUGUGGUCCUGUACCAUGUCGUUUGCAGGAAGAUUGUGGAAAGAAGAUUGCUUAUGUUUCCGUACCAUGAAAGGAGGAAGUUUUGUUACAUCAGAAUGCUCAAAGGAGUCCUCGGUGUCUACCAUGUCAGACAGGUUUAUGGGGUUGAAAGCUGCUAUUGUAUCCACAAAUUCAAAUGUGAAGUCUUUUGGAAGAUAUCUUGGUUUCACUGUAUUAGAAUUUGACAACUUGACUAAGGACAAACCUUCUUUUGAUGAACCACUAGCCUGUGAGUUGCUAAAAUUGCUAGGCUUUCAUGGAGGUGAGACAUUAGAAACAAGCGAGUUUGAUUUAGUGUUUGUGCAUCUUGGAUGCAGUGAGAAGGUGAAUGUCGUCAAAGAAGAGGGUGUGGGAAAUGAGGUAGAAUAUAUCAAUUCGUUGGUUGGUGGGAUAUUGCAAAUAGCACAACCUGGAUCAGAAAUCGCUUCCCGUUUACACUUAUCUGUAGUCAUGAGCUAUGGAGCUUCAGUAGAUGAUGAAGAUAGCAGUUUAUUACAGUUGAACUCACUAAAAGAAAACUCAAAUCUUUCCUUGCUUUUCCCUCGUCAAAGUUACACCAUGAAGGGAGCUAAUUUAUUGAAUAACAUAAGGCACCAUUCUCCGAUGCUAAUCACCCAAUGGCAGGAAGCUGUCACCCGGAAAGAUAUGGCUGAGAAAUUUUCUUUCCAAGAUAUUAAGGAGAAAGGAGGGAAUCUCGCCAUACCAGCGGAUCGGUUUCUGCAGGAGAUUGCAUUCAAGCUUUGGAAAGCCCCAAAAUAUGGAGCAUGAUUUAGGGCUAAUAUGACAUCAAACUGUUCGAACUGAAACCUGUACUACACCAUGAAUGUUCAGAUAUAAUUUUGUGUCCGACUCCGACUGGAUUUAAAAGUUCUCUAGUACUCCCUCCGUUUCUGAAAAAAAAUUACUAUCACCUUUUCAAGUUGGCCUAUUUUUAGACUAAAAUGAAAAAGUGAUAGUACCUCUUUUCAAGUGGAGGUUGUAUAAUUCUACUACUAGUAAUUUCUUCAUGGAUUUAAAAGUUUUCUAGUAUAAUUAUACUACUAGUAAUUUUUCCAGUUAAAGUGAGAUUAGUCAGAUUUAGACAAGUCACCUUGAGUCAGAAAAAAUAAACAAUUUGUUAGUA